AGAUAAUAUAUUUGGAAUAGAGAAAUUAAAUAAAAUCAUAGGAAAUAGAAAUUAUUGUGAGAGAAGAAUAGAAAAAGAAACUUAAAUGAAGACUUGCAACAUGAUGAUUCGGUUGAUGAUUAGUGCUUUGUCUUUUCUCAUCAUUUCUCCAGCAAUAUCGAUGUGUGAUGAAGAUCUCAAAUCAUUAGACAAUCUUCAAGAAAAAAAUGAACAGGUACCGACAAAUCUACCAGAAUUCACUGAAAGUAUAGAACAAUUAAUGGAUGCACAUUCAGAUGAAGAUCAAUUGAAUGAUCCUUGGAUGUUCUACAGACAAAUACGUGCACCCAGUGGUUUCUUCGGUGUCAGAGGGAAAAAAGAAGACGAACAAAUGAACUUUUGGGAACUUGGAUCACAAAACGAGCUACUUCCGCUGGAAGUCAAGAGACAACCAUCGCAGUCAUUCUUUGGAAUGCGAGGAAAAAAAUAUUAUGACAUGAAACGAGCACCGUCGGGAUUCAUGGGAGUUCGAGGUAAAAAGAACGAUUAUAAUUAUAAAGCACCCAACGAUUUCCAAGAUGAACUCUACAAGGAACUUCAACUUGAGCGUGAAAUGCUGACAAAUCUUAUUGAAGAUUAUGAAGAUGAGAUUAACGACCAAGGUCUAAGGAAUAAAAAGUCUGUGAGCAACGACGAUUAUUUUGAGUAUGAGAAAAGAGCUCCAAUGGGAUUUCAGGGGGUCAGAGGAAAGAAAUCAGAGUUCACUGAUUUCAUUUCACCGAAUGAGAAGCGAGUGCCAUUCUCAGGGUUCUUUGGAACGAGAGGCAAAAAACAUCCGCUGGGCUUUCAUUCAUCAAAUAUUUUCGGAGUGCGUAAGAAGCCUUACAUGCCAUACACAAAAUUCGUGGGUGUUCGUGGAAAAAAGUCAGUUGAUGGAAAUGUCAGAAAAUUGAGACUGGACACAAACGCAAUGUAUGGCUUAAGGCCAUCACAUCGAGUAGGUUCGGACAUGUUACAGGAUAAAACAAUCGGUUUUAUUGGAAUGAGAGGAUAAAUAUUACAUAAUAUUUAAAGUAAAUGUUAUCAAUUAGAAAACAUGUGCGCUCAAGAAACAAACCAUCAUUGGUCUCGUUAAGAAUGUUUAUAUACAAGAUUUAGCUUUGUGGCAAAAUCAAAGUGGCUGCAUCUUAUAUCUAACUAAUAAUUCUCCGAUCUCUAGAGGCUGGGAGAUUAUGGACAAAUUAUUGGACUUUAAACAUUUCUGUAUUCGAUUAUAGAUAUCUUGAUUUCUUGAUGAAAAUUUCGUCUCUACUUUGUCAAUUUUCUAUCUCACUACUAAAUAAUGUUCUUAUUUAUCAUAGCUAAUAGUCGAUGUUAUUUAAUAAAGAAAUUUCAUUUAGGGAAAAAAAUAAAAAAUGAAUUCAUAUUAAUUAAACAAUUGCUAAUGUUCCUUGAAGACUUCUCUCAAGUAAAAGGAAAAUUAAAUGCAAUGUAAAUGUUUAUUGUUUGAGGCAAAAUAGUUGAAAAUAAAAGUUUGAUUAACGUUAA
Messenger RNA from Clunio marinus, 1527 nucleotides. The record is from the annotation of a GenBank genome assembly. Lineage: Eukaryota; Metazoa; Arthropoda; Insecta; Diptera; Chironomidae.